Pichia membranifaciens NRRL Y-2026 is the source of this 498-nucleotide messenger RNA. RefSeq lists its product as hypothetical. The coding region runs from base 1 to 498 and encodes 165 amino acids. Gene Ontology annotation, cellular component: mitochondrion. The transcript has a single exon. NCBI's taxonomy places the organism in Eukaryota, Fungi, Ascomycota, Pichiomycetes, Pichiales, Pichiaceae. The record is from RefSeq and is a predicted model, not a curated record.
AUGCUUUCAAGACGCCUCUUUUCCACCUCCGCUGCCCUGCUCAAGCAGUCGCCGCUCUCGAAGAAAAUUCCACAGCCAACGAAGGAGAUCCCAGAUGUGCCUGCCUUCCUCAACCGGAUCGGCCACAACACCGCAGAGUAUGCAGAAGCGUUUCCGACGUGGGACGCCCUGUUUUCUUCCAGCUCGAAGGAAAUGAAGGCAGCCGGAAUAGACGUGAAACCAAGAAGAUACAUCCUCGAGCAGGUUGAGAACUUCAGAAAGGCAGCUUUCAUCGAGAACGAUCCAAAAGCCGUCUUCGAGUCGGUGGCGGAGAUCAAGCUUCAUCCAAAGAAAAACGGCGGGGAGAGAAACCUGAACAAGUACUUGGCGCAAAAAAAGGUCCUGCAGAGAAUCGAACUUGCAAAGACUCAAAAACAACAUCGUAAGGCACAGCGUGCUACUGAAUUGAAGUACAAGCAACUAGACAAGCUUCAUUUCCAGGCAAACCAAACUCUAUAA